This is a messenger RNA of Penicillium angulare, 309 nucleotides long. Its product is annotated as acylphosphatase. Gene Ontology annotation, molecular function: acylphosphatase activity. Lineage: Eukaryota; Fungi; Ascomycota; Eurotiomycetes; Eurotiales; Aspergillaceae. The record is from RefSeq and is a predicted model, not a curated record. Bases 1 to 309 code for a protein of 102 amino acids. The transcript has 5 exons.
AUGACAUCAAAACGGGUUGCGUUCAAAGUCCACGGUACUGUGCAAGGUGUCGGCUUCAGAGAUUUCACACAAAAAUGUGCCACGGGAUACAAUCUGAAGGGUUGGACUCGUAACACCACUUGUGGACGUGUCGAGGGUGAAGUCCAGGGAGAUGAAGAGACCAUCAAGAAAUUUAUGCAGCAAAUUGAUAAGGGACCACGUCUCGCCCAUGUGGUGAAACUCGAGAAGCGAGAUAUGGAGCCAUUGGAGGGCGAGGAUCGAUUUUCAGUGAUGCGCACGGGAGGAUCCGAAUUCGCAUCAGAGGCUUGA